AUGAAGGCUAUUCUCAUAGUUUCUGCGAUUGUCGCAGCUGUUCACGGACUGAAUCUUAAGGAGCACUUUGGACCUGAAUACCCACUGGGGAUCACAUGGUGGAACCACUUAAAAUCAGAGCUCCACCGGCAGCAUCACAAAACACCAGAGCACGAUGAGGACAAAUCAGAACCGGAAUAUUACCGGCUCCCAAUUUUGCAGGAAGUCACCACCUGGAACCCCACGAAAGACAUGAACAAGUCGAAAAAGAGCCUGAAGCGGUCAAGAACCACGAAGAAAGGCACCACGAGUACCAUGGCGAAAAGAGGGCCUUCAUGGUAUAAAAGAGCCGCUUGA
Molecule: messenger RNA, 336 nt
Organism: Ostertagia ostertagi
Lineage: Eukaryota; Metazoa; Nematoda; Chromadorea; Rhabditida; Trichostrongylidae
Source: the annotation of a GenBank genome assembly